Heterobasidion irregulare TC 32-1 is the source of this 3698-nucleotide messenger RNA. RefSeq lists its product as uncharacterized. The record is from RefSeq and is a predicted model, not a curated record. Gene Ontology annotation, cellular component: cytoplasm. The coding region runs from base 1 to 3093 and encodes 1030 amino acids. Gene Ontology annotation, biological process: post-transcriptional regulation of gene expression. NCBI's taxonomy places the organism in Eukaryota, Fungi, Basidiomycota, Agaricomycetes, Russulales, Bondarzewiaceae. The transcript is spliced from 13 exons. Gene Ontology annotation, molecular function: mRNA binding.
AUGGCCACCACUUUGGAACCGUCUACCUCACCUACUGAUUCUCGUUCCACCUCCGAUGAGAGAAAGCAGAGUCCUCCGGCUUUCUUGGAUCUUGCCGACUCCGCCGCGAGACUGGGAACUAAUAUGCCUGAUAUUUCCGCUCGGGUUGAACUGAAGCGCAUGGAGCACGAGCGGAUGCGUGCCCUCCACCGGAAGAUUUUCGAGGAUCAAAUGCGCGCUCUGGAACAGCAGCAGCAGCAGGAACUCUUGACACUUCCGUUGGACACUUCGGGCAAUAGCUCCCUUCAGCACAUGGCCAUGUCUGCGCCAACGACGCCACCCCGUGUUAACGCCGUGCUGAAUGAGGACAUCUCUCCGAGUUUACGUACCAGCUUCGCGCAAGUCGGUGUGGACGUUGAUGUCCUUUCCAGAGCGGUUGGUUCCGCAGUCGACAAACGGAAAUCUGUAACUUACGCUCCGGUCACCCGUUCGCCUGAGAUUCCGCCUGGUGCUGCGGCUGUCAAUGGCAAUCUGAGCCAGGGUUACGGUCGGGCUGGUGCCAAAAGUAUGCCUGCUAGCAGGCGUACGUCGGCUAGUAGUCAUGACGAAGACUUGGCUAGUCAUCUGCAUGAGCUGUCGUUGGCGGGUGAGAGGCAUUCGCCUCUUCCUCCGCAGGACUCGAUGAUGAUUCAGCGUGGGAAUGGCAGGCGGGAUGUUGAGGGUAUGCGGUACGGUAAUGCGUACAACGCUGGAAUGUUGCUGGAUGAGCAGCUUGACGAGGAAAUGCACAAUGCUAUGCGUAAUUUGCCGACGUCUGAUGACGACAAGUAUCAGGGGUCCCGUUUCAACAAGUUGUCGACCUCGUCAGCAGCUUUGGACUUAGCACCGUUGUCUCAGACUCCGCCGCGUAAUACCUUUGGUCGUACCAUUGACUCUCGUGAUAAGGCAUCCGAAUGGCCUCAGUUCACUGGUUCUCGCCCAGAUUCUAUGGGCGGACGCACCGAUAGAAGGACCGUUACCAAUCCGGCUCUUAACAUUACUGCGUCUCUUAAUGAUCUAUCGAUCAACGGGAAACUUGUAGGAAGCGUCUCGGCCUCUGCUACGCCACAUCUGGGUCAGCAGCAGCAGGGUCUGUCUCCACACGCUCAUGCCCCUGGUUCUCGCCGGGGCUCUCCUCCUGGGUUGUCUGAUGGUCUCUCGAUCACUACUCGCUCCGUCCCUGCUACGCCUCUGUCUGGAAUUCCGAACUCUGCUGCGCAUCUCAUUAAAGCUCCGGGCACACCAUUGUCACCCGAUACUCAGAAUCUGAGUGGCCGCUUAACAUCCCAGGGGGUUCAUUCCCUGAACAAUAGCCCUCUGGGUAGCGAUCUCCAGUCUUCUCUGUCGAGGCUUCAGUCUGGGCAGUAUGAUAAUGGGAUGGGUUACAAUUCCAUUCCGUCUGGCUUCGACGACCAAUCAUACGUGACGGAUUCGGUGUAUGGCCUCGACAAUUCUAUGGACAAUGGACGAUACAACUCGUAUGGUCAUGAUGCAAACCGCAUGAAUGGCGGUAGUCCUGUCGCGCUCAACGGCAGUACUGGCUCGACGGCGUUAUACCAUCACCAUGGAUCACGUUAUGGCUUGGGUAUGAAUGGCCGUGCUAAUGGUGCUGACAGCAAGAUGAAUGGGUUGCAUGGUCCCAAACACAAGCGGGGCGACGUCGACCUCAACCGUUUCACUGGCACUCGUUUGGAGGAUCUGGUAGCGGAUAUUCCGAACCUGUGUAAAGAUCAACACGGUUGCCGGUACCUGCAGAAGAAACUGGAGGAAAGCGUUCCUGAGCACAGGGAUAUCAUCUUUCGUGAGACUUUCGGUCAUUUUGCCGACCUUAUGACUGAUCCCUUCGGCAAUUAUUUGUGCCAGAAGCUGCUGGAAUAUUCUACGGAUGAACAGCGCAACAUCAUAUGCGAAUCGGUCGCUCAGGACCUGGUCAACAUAUCCUUGAACAUGCAUGGUACGCGUGCAGUACAGAAAAUGAUUGACUUUCUGUCGACUAGGAGACAGACUGAUCAUAGAUACAAUGGCCAGAUUCAUUCAAUUAUUGUUGCACUCAGCCUGCACGUCGUUGUACUCAUCAAGGACCUGAACGGCAAUCACGUCAUUCAGAAGUGUUUGAACAAGUUGGCCCCCGAGGACAAUCAGUUCAUCUAUAACGCAGUUGCCGCUAACUGUGUCGAGGUCGCCACUCACCGUCAUGGCUGUUGCGUUCUUCAGCGAUGCAUUGACCACGCUUCGGACAGCCAGCGAAUCCAGCUUGUAAAUGAGAUCACUUACAACGCUCUGACCCUAGUGCAAGAUCCCUACGGCAACUAUGUUGUACAAUACAUUCUGGAUCUCAACGAUAAUCGGUUCAGCGAUGCUGUCAUCCGUCAGUUCACGGGGAACGUGUGUGCUUUAUCCGUUCAGAAGUUUAGUUCCAACGUCAUCGAGAAGUGCGUCCGAGUUGCGGAACACGGCACGCGCAAGAUGCUUAUUGACGAGCUUCUGAACCGCACGAGGCUCGAGAAGUUGCUCCGCGAUUCGUAUGGCAAUUACUGUGUUCAGACCGCUUUGGACUAUGCGGAGCCUGGUCAGCGUGCGCUUCUCGUGGAGGGCAUUCGGCCGGUCUUGCCGUUAAUCCGCAACACCCCAUAUGGCAAACGCAUUCAAAACAAGUUACAACGGGAACAAAUGGAUCAUUAUGGCGGCUAUCAUAACCAGCAGGCGCUGGUCAACAUGGCCAUGGGUAAUCAAGCAAUGGGACUGGCGCCUCAUGGUACCAGCCGCCACAUACAAGCUAACCCCUUAGGUGAUGUGUACAACAACCAGAACGGUCUGUACUCCAUGCCUGGUAGCGGUCUUCAGGGUCAAGGUCAAGCUCUUGGACAAUCUGGUCUUCAUGCGCCUCUCCAUGGUAUGCAGCCUCAGUCGAUCGAUGGUUAUAUCCUCCAAGGGAGCUCUAGCCAUAACCAAGGCUUGGCAUCCCAUGGCGGUUUCGCCGCUGCUUUCGGUGGCGUCAACUCAUACCCUGGAGUUGGAGUCGCCGGAGGUCUCACCGAUCCGUACCAGCGCAACUCCUUUGGAUACGGAAUGUAAUUUACAUCUUCGACAUGUCGCAGCAAACAUCGAAUCGUCUUGGCAAUGCUCUCGCAACUAUGCCUAUCACUGUCAUUUCCCUUUGUCAUUCCCGCAUUAUACCAUCGCCCUAUCUUACUCCCGUCACUUGGUCGACUCGUCUUAUCCAUUGUUCAUUAUGCUAUCCCGCGGCACACCUAGCGAUCGGGAAUAACUCGUAUGGCAUACCACCAUGGCGCAUUGUAUUCAAACCCGCAUUUUAUCGUCGCUUCAUUUUCUGUGCUUUUUGUUGAACUUCUGUGAACAGUUUCUUGGUUGCCACAUUUGUACAGCGUGUUCCCUCAUCCAUCGACCUCAUACUCCAUCUGUUUAAUACUAUCUCGUCGCACCACUACUUGUCAGUCAUUCUGUAGUUAUCCCAUCAAAUCUGAAAUCGUUGCUUAGAGCAUGUUUGGCUUCUUAUUUUUGUUCGAUAUUUGGAAUGUCGACUGUACACGAUCGUAUUAUGUUGGGGGGUUGAUCGUAUUUGCUUGUAUGUAUCCUUCCGACAAAAACUGUGCACCUUUUGAAUCCAGUUUGAAUGUAUUCACUUGUGUAUAUCGAGAAUGAAUUCUUUACUAUGGACC